Messenger RNA from Saccostrea cuccullata (small rock oyster), 1440 nucleotides. RefSeq lists its product as uncharacterized. Bases 563 to 1399 code for a protein of 278 amino acids. Lineage: Eukaryota; Metazoa; Mollusca; Bivalvia; Ostreida; Ostreidae. The record is from RefSeq and is a predicted model, not a curated record. The transcript has 3 exons.
GUAAAUUUUUAUUCUAUCGUUAAGAACGACGACAAAAGCGACUUAAAUACACUCAGGCAAAAACGAUUCCCAGCAGAAUGUUGUAGGUUUCAAUAAAGACCACAGUUCAACAAUGACAAAAGAAUCAAAGAGUUUUCGAUUUCUGGAUAUAUAUUAAAUAUCAAACUGGUUGUAUGAUUAUUCCUUUAAGUAUUUAACACGACUGAAUCGACCUCAAAUGACUUAGAAAGGGAAACUGCCAUUCCUUUACAAAAAUGAGUUUAUGAUGCUUUUAUGAGACAAUUUGACGUCAUCCGACAUGGAUUUUAAACUGCAUAAUUCAGUUCUAAAAUCUUUUUUAAUUCUAAAACAAAUGAUGAUGAGUAAAGUGCGAGUUAACAGCGGAAAUUUUUUUUACGAUUGAAAAUUUCGAAGAAAAAUACAGUUUAGAAACAUUGUGAUUCUUUCAUGCGGAUAAAAACUUUGGCAAAAUGGAAAUAAUUUUUAACAUUGUAAUGAAAUGCUGCUCAACCAGGAACGGUAAAAUUUAAUUCUACAGGACUGUAAAGCCAUUGCAAUCAAAAUGACAUUCUGUGGAACGGCAUCAAAAUGGGCGAAGAUUGGCCUGGUGUUUCAGUAUAUCGGACUGGCAUUGUUUUUGUCAGGAUUUGGAACUAUAGGAUGGAUGAUCACUCAAACUGUUCAGGAUAACAAAGACAUUACAGUGGGGCUGUUCAGAAUGAUCGACUGUUCCUCGGGAAGUUGUUCAACAUCAGAUGUAUCAUCUCAAUACCAAAAUAAUGGAAGGGACGCCACUCUGGGAAUGAUGAUAGUGGUGAUGAUCGCCGCGGUACCCAUCACCGUUCUCUACAGUAUCUACGUUGCCACGGAAGCCGCCAGAUCAAAAUGCCUGGCAUUGACCAUUAUUUGUAUGUCAUUCGCUGCAGCAACAUUUGCAGUGGCCGGGAUGAUUGUAUAUGCAGUUCUUCUGCCUACUGAUUUCUAUACAUCCUAUUCCCUGGGACUGGUCACGCUAGCUGCGGGUCUUUUUGCUACAGCUGCCUGUUUACUUAUACCAGACAUUCGUAAUAACAUUUACAAGACUACUAAACGUCGCGUCACCCCACCACCACCUUCACCAAGUUUACCACCCAUAGAAAGCCCCCCUCCAAAAUACAGAUACAGGGAACGCACGCCCGAGUACUUCACCCCUAGUCCCCCUCCGAAGAAAAGAGGAUAUUGGGAGUAUAAAGAAUACGAGACCCCACGUCCAAAGGAACGUCGAACUCCACGCGAAUUGGUGCGGGUACAUUUACGUUCGACGACCCCGCUGUCCGUCGGCAACCUAUCAACAACGUCGACGCCGCGUCGCUAUAGAACACCACCAUCAGUCCAAAGAUACGACUACAAAGCAAGAUAACUGGACUAGCUUCCGACUUGAGUGGAAAUUAUUUCGUCCAC